UGAAACAAUUUUUUUUUGUAGUUAAGUAUAUUAAUACUAUAACACACACACAAUGUCUCGAGGGUGGGAAAGCCAAGAUGAAAAAUCAUACUGGAUACCAGACUGUGAUAUUGAAGGAAAAAUUCCUCUCGAUAUUCAUGGAAGUUUAAUACGUAAUGGGCCAGGGAUUAAUGAAGUUUAUGGAAAAAAACUUAAGCAUCCUAUUGAUGGAGAUGGAAUGGUUUGCAAACUUACUCUAUAUGAUGGGAAAGUGCAUUUUCAUUCAAAGUUUGUCAGCUCUUUCCAUAGGAAAGCUGAAGCCAAAGAAAACACUUUUAUUUUUCCUGGUCAGAUGGGAACAAGAAUUCAUAGUAUAGCUGCAGAUACAUUAAAUGCAUUCAAAGCUGUUUUUUAUGGUUCAAAACCAAACUUAAAAUUUCGAAAUCCAUCAAAUACAAAUUCUUUGUACUGGGGUGGAAAAAUUCUUACUCUUUAUGAAACAAGUCUUCCUCAUUGCUUGGAUCCAUAUAAUCUUGAAACACUGGGCUUAGAAAAUUUAAACAAUUCAUUAACAUUAAAUUGUGCUGGUGCCCAUUUUCGAAUAGAUCCUAUUUCAAUGAAUCUUAUCAUGUUUGGUCUCCGAGUAAAUCUUGAAAAUGCUGCUUCACUGGAAAUUUAUGAGUUUGAUAAACAAUGGACAUUAAUCAACAAGUUGAACUAUAAAAUUCCUGGUUUAAAUUAUGCUCAUGACUUUUUAUUGUUUCCAGAUUACUUUUUGUUUCAUAUGACACCAUUCACAGAUGUUUCAAAGUGGACAGCUUUCCAGAUAUUAAUAGGAUGGAGCUCACCUGGUGAAUCAAUGCAUUGGUAUCCAGACAAACCAUCAAUGUUUGUUGUAAUACCAAGAAAGGGAAAAUCAGAAAAUAUAAUGUUUUUUAAAACAGAUCCUUGUCAUAUAUUUCAUUUUGCCACAGCUGAGCAAAAUGGUGAUAAGCUACACUUUAGUUCUGUUUGCUUAAGUGAAACAAUGAAUAUGUCAUUUGCUCAAGGCCUAUGGUUGUCAAAUGCAGAUGUAAGUCCGGGACAGGUUUAUAAUUUCACAAUAGAUCUCUCCAAAAAUGAAUGCAAACGAGAACUUAUUUACAAUAAGUCUGCUGAAUUUCCAAUUACUCACCCUUAUAGACAUGGAGAGUCUGGUUCUAAAUUCGUGUACUUAAUGGCAUCAGAUGGAGAAGAAAAUUUGCCAUUUAAAGAUGUUGUAAAGCUUGACAUUAAAUCACUAAAAAAGACAGUUUGGAAUUCAGAUGGUAUUAUAGGAGAGCCUGUUUUCAUCCCACGGCAUGGUUAUGAAUCUAAUAAAAAGGGUAGCGAAGAUGAUGGCUAUAUAAUAGUUCAACUUUAUCACCCGGAUACGCAUAAAACAGAUUUUUGUAUUAUUGAUGCGCAACAUGUUGAUGAUGGUCCUUUAGCAAGAAUUAAACUUAAGCAUCAUGUUCCAUAUGGUUUCCAUGGAACAUUUACACCUGAAGUGUUUUUCUAUGAACCUAAGUUAGUUUUUACUAAAUCUAAACUGUAACUCUUCUGAAAGAAAUCUCAGUGUAUAUUUCAAAUAUUUAUCUUAUCAAACUGUAAGUUAUUUAAGUGUUAAAAGCUUGUAUAUUAUUUGUAAAAAGUUUUUUUUUUCUUGUUUUAAAAUAUAAUUUGUAAGUAAAAUUUUA
This is a messenger RNA of Hydra vulgaris (swiftwater hydra), 1697 nucleotides long. RefSeq names its product apocarotenoid-15,15'-oxygenase. Gene Ontology annotation, molecular function: carotenoid dioxygenase activity. Gene Ontology annotation, biological process: carotene catabolic process. The record is from RefSeq and is a predicted model, not a curated record. Lineage: Eukaryota; Metazoa; Cnidaria; Hydrozoa; Anthoathecata; Hydridae.